AUGAACGGACGGUCAAGCUUUACCACACUGGAAACAAAGUGCAUCAGCCUUACUGGAAAUCAUGCACACCUAUGUAGGUUCUGUCACUGCUUUCUCAUAACAGUAUUUUUAACUAGACACUGCAGGGAGCUUAUACUCUGGGGUAACAAGUUAGUGCUGACCCCCUUCUUUCCUGCUUUUUUUUUUUUUAACUCCCUAGAAAAAGGCCUCUCUUUGCUUGGGUACCAUCUGUGCAACUACAGCCUGACCAGAAACGUGGUUAAAAUGGUUGCCUACCACAAGUCCUAUGAGAAAAGCACUUCCUGUGGAGGAUGGAUACCAUGGAUGGUGUGUCCCAAGACAUACUAUAAAAUGCAGUAUCAUACUGUUGAAGUCCCUGAAACCGUCACUCUUACAGAUUGCUGUGAAGGAUACGAACAAGUUGGACUCUACUGCUCCUUAGCACUCAAUAGAUCCAGUGUAUUUGCCUCAAGACCUGGUGCUUGUCCAAAGGAGAAUAUGGAAACAUCGGAUUAUCCUUGCACUUUCGAUACUGAAUGUCCAGGGCUUAAAAAAUGCUGCAACUCUUCCAAAGGAGCAGGCUGCGUGGAUCCAGUGCCAGAGGGAAGUACAUUCUGGUACAACGUGACAGUACUUGUGAAAAUGGAUUUUGAUGAAUUAAUCAGAGUGGAUUCCCAUCUUCUGAAUCAUUCGCGCCUUUUGCACUCCAUGAUUACUGGUGCAUUAGAGCCCUUGAGUGCCUCCAUACACCAUAUCCAAAGUAACCAUGCAGAAGUAUAUGCUGGGACAGUGGCCUCCCAGGUUCUCAUUGGACUACAUCAGCCAGCUCCGCUCAUGCAAGUUUCUUCUUCCUUGAAGGACAUCGUGAAGCGCACAUAUGAAGUCAUUGAUACGGAAGUGCAAGAUGUCAAUGAAUGCUCCUAUGUGGGAUUCAAUGCUUGUCCUGAGAAGAGCACCUGUGUAAAUCUGGAGGGUUAUUACAGCUGUGACCCUCAGCAUGAGCAUGCAGAUGUCAUUCCUCACCAGCUGAGCAGAAGAAAGGAAGGCAUAGCAACAUCUACUCCAAGUUCAGCACUGGGUCCUGUUAACACCAACUAUAGCUCCCUGCCUGUAAGCAAUUCAAGUCUGUUGUCCAUAACUAACCAACCUACAGAUGCUGGGUGCUAUCCCUCUACAGUUGGAAACCACCGAGUCUUCAGCGUCAACAGCAGCAGUUUUGAAAUGUCCUGGAAUGUCACUUCUACUCUGAACCAUACUUUCCAAGUCCAAGUGUUCAAGGGCAAAGAGAUUGUACAAAACCUGAAGACAGAGGAAAUGAAAGUGGAUGUGUCUCAGCUGGAAGCAGGUGUGAUGUAUUCAGUAGAGAUCAGCUAUGAAACCUGUGGAAAAACCAGCAUCUCUCGUCAAAAUGUUAAAACAGAAGCCAAGGUGUUUGGUGUUACUAUGAGGAUUCUCAACUACAACUUCACUGAUGAUUUCAAGAAUGCCAGUAGCUUAGCAUAUGAAGAAUUUUCAAGACUGCUGCUUAUGGAGCUUGAAAAUUCAUUUCCACCCAACAUUUCUGCUUUAUACAAAUCUGGGAAGCUGAAAGUGCAGGUGGAAUCCCUGCAAGCUGGAAGCAUCAUUGCGAGGCUCAGAAUCACUGUGCAGGAUCCCGAGUUUCCACUUGAUGCCUCCACACUUGCCCUGGUGUUUUCUUACCUGCACAAUGGCUCGGUGCUUUCGGUGGAUCAGCAAAACACUGCAGUAGAAGACUGGGAUGAAUGUGCUUCUUGUGUGGAGAAUGACUGCUCUAUGUCUGCGGAGUGUAUCAACCUGAUGGGCUCAUACACGUGCAGAUGCAAGACAACCAUGGAUACCAACCCGUCCCGACCUGGAAGAAACUGUGAGGGUGAGAUUGUAGACCCUCUCCCUGAAACAGUGGCUCCUGAAAGAGCAAACAGCACAGAGUUUGCUCCUGAAGAAGUAAGCUCUGCAGACCCUGCUUCCCCUGCCACCACAGAGAUGGUGGCUGCUACAGGCUCUGAGACUAGCACUGCAGUACACCUCCCUGCUGCACUGUCCCAGGGUGACGAGCAAGCACCCCGUGGUCAUUCUCCCACCAGUGUUCCUCCAACCCCUUGGGAAAAAGGCUUGGCAUCACAGAUGGACUUCAGUAGGGACAACAGCCCCAUGGCCGCAGGGGCCACAGCCAGCAAGGAAUUGGCCAUAAGUCCAUCGCAGCAAAGCUCUAUGGCAGAGGCUUCCCCUGGUGCAUUGCAGCAGGUGGCUGCUCUCACAAAUGCACCCAUGGGCACAGCUGGGCAAGGGCAACUCAGUUUGUCAUUGCUGGUGUUUCCAAAUCAAACAGCUACCACCAGAAGCCACACAGCUUUUGAUGCACCUCAAGCCAACUCUGAAGAUGGCCCCAGUACAGCUCUGCUGGCCAUAGGGGAUGCCAGUGUUCCCACUGCCAACACCACUAUAAAAGCAUAUGCAGAGAUGGGAAGAGAGAACAGCUCUUGGUCUGAAAAACACCCUGAAGCCCUGGGGUCACCAGCUUUGCCAGGCACCUCUCCAGCUCCCAGCCUGACACCAGUCCUAGCCAUGAACCGCACUGUCCAGAAGCUUAGUGGCACAGUACGGAUAACAAAUGUAAAAUACUCUCUGAGCUUUAGCAACACAAGCAGUGAGGAAUAUCAAGCCUUUGCACACCUCUUUGUUGAUGAAGUACAUAAAUCUCUGCCCCCUGAAGUUCUUCAGCAGAUGGAUGCUGGUCUAAUUAAAGUGUUGGUAACAGGUAUUACUAAUGGGAGCACAGUGGUAAGUUUCAAUUUACUGAUUGCAGAAGAUGUGGAUAUCUACUACAUCAUUGCCACUUUUCACGAUGCCUUUGAAAACAGCUCCUGUUUCACAGUUGACAAGAGCAGUCUCUCCAUAAACGAUUAUGAUGAAUGCGAGAGUGAAGAAGAUGACUGCUCCCCAGAUGCCUCGUGCCAUAACACAUUUGGGUUCUACCAGUGCAGCUGCAAUGAAGGAUUUGAUGAUGUGCACCCAGAAAAGCCUGGAAGAAGUUGUGAAGGCAAAAAAAUAUUUAAUUAUCUAAUGCUUUCCACGGUGUCUCUCAGGACACCCUGUAAAUUACAACAGAACCUUUAUUUUUGUCAUUCUUCAGCAUUUCCUAUCAGCCCGAAGGCAACAGCGAUGGAUGAGAAGCCUGUACACAGCACAGUUUUACCUGUGACAUCUUUGCAAACUUCAACUCAAGCUCCUUCCUCUACUUCAGUGGACCUUACUACUGAGCACAAAGGUCUGGAGGACACCACAUUCACAAGUGUAGUGCUGCCUCUUCUCACCAUGGAUCCUGUGUCAACUUCUGGUGUUUCUCCUCAAGCAUCUCCUGUUUCCCUCAUUAAACCUGCCCAGGAGGUUUCCAUUAAAGAUGCAGUGGAAGUGUUUUGUGGAAUUGAGAAGAUCGUCCUUGCCAUCCAGAAGAGGUUUUUACAGCAGGAGUCUAUUCCUGAAACCUCCCUGUACCUGGGGGAGCCUCACUGCAACGUGAGCAUCAGCAAUGGCACUCAUGUUGUGCUGCAGGCAGGCUGGCGUGACUGUGGCACUGAAGUUGAGACUAACAUGACUAAUACAGUAGUGAAAACCAUCCUUCGGAAUGCUCAGGGAGUAAUCUACCACUUAAAAGUUGCUAGCCCCAUUCACUGUGUGUUUCAAAAUGAUCUCUUGACUUCCUCUGGAUACACUGCAGAAGGACUUUACACCAUCUUUGAGGAUCUGCAUGGAUCUGGACACUUCAGAACAGAAAUGCAGCUGUUUAUUGGAAACUCCCCAAUACCAAAAAAUUUCAGCAUCUCUGCCAGUGAUGAUGUACUGAUUGAAGUGGGAAUCCAGAGAGCAGACAGCAAGCUCAAGGUGGUCCUAACUGACUGCUGGGCAACUCCAACUAAUAAUUCAGUGGAUCCCCUCUCAUUUGUUUUUAUCAGCAACAGCUGUCCCAUCCCAGAUACAUACACCACACUGCUAGAGAAUGGGAACUCAAGCAAAGCACAGUUUAAGAUGAAAAUCUUUUCCUUUGUCAACAAUUCCGUGGUUUACUUACACUGCAAAAUUCGUAUUUGUAUGGAGAGACCAGGAAGCACCUGCAGGACAAGAUGCCGUGCAGUUCGACUCAUGAAGACUGGUGAAACCAUCGCUACGCACAGAACAUCUUGGGGACCCCUAUGUAAAUCAGCUGGAUCUGAUUUGAAGAGACAGAAGGAGGCUGGCGUGGGAGUUGGAUACAUCAUCCUCAUUGCCUUUGCUGUGUUUGGCGUUGUGCUGGGAGUUGUGAGCCUUCUCAUCUUCACAUACCAGAGAAAGAUGGGAAGAUACAACUUCAGAAUCAAGUCUGACAACUUCAGCUACCAAGUGUUCUACGAGUAGUUAUUUCCAGAUUGCCAGAUUUGUAUCACGUCUCAUCACAUGAAGAACUGAAAAUUGUCUUCAUUCAGCAUUUGGCUUUCAUCACGCUUCACAAUGGUGGUCAUGACUAUUUACAGCACUGACUUUUCCAAACUAAUGUUGUAUAUAAAAAGCUUCAAUCCCUCCUUUUAUUUACUUAUUUAUUUGUUAAUCUGGCUCUUCCCUGGUGUCCUGAGAACUAUUUUUCCCUGCAGCUCCAGAUUGAAGUGAAUUUUGGCAGGUUUUAUUAUGGAUAAAAUAGAAGGGAAAAAAGAAAGACUUAAUAGUUCUCUAAUCAAGUUCCAAUAUUUGGCUCUCCCACUGUGCAAUGUUACCAUAUGCCCACCUUAGCAUCACUUGUGCCAUUACUAUUGACAAGCUGAAUGUUUCUAUAAAUAUUCCAGAAAGUAAAUUAAAAAACCCUUAGAGAGAUUUCCUUUUCCGUUUGUGAUUCACUAUUUACUUAAGGUGAGGUUGAAACUUCGAGCUACAGCUUCAAACAUUGAAGACCUAAUUGUGCAACGCCUUAAGCAUACAGAAGCUGGAGACCUAGUAUUGGAUUUGCCACCAGAUAAAGAAAAGGCACCAUGAAUGUGAGGCUUAACCUAUUCAGUGUGUUCUUCAGCAUGAGUUUUGAGAUUUGAAUGUAUAUUCAUUUAUUAACAAGGA
Molecule: messenger RNA, 5100 nt
Organism: Neopsephotus bourkii (Bourke's parrot)
Lineage: Eukaryota; Metazoa; Chordata; Aves; Psittaciformes; Psittacidae
Gene: UMODL1
Product: uromodulin like 1
Exons: 23
Coding region: 1-4413 (1470 amino acids)
Cellular component (GO): cell surface; extracellular region
Molecular function (GO): peptidase inhibitor activity; protein binding; calcium ion binding
Source: RefSeq, a predicted model, not a curated record